Molecule: messenger RNA, 1993 nt
Organism: Megalops cyprinoides (Indo-Pacific tarpon)
Lineage: Eukaryota; Metazoa; Chordata; Actinopteri; Elopiformes; Megalopidae
Product: UDP-N-acetylhexosamine pyrophosphorylase-like
Exons: 10
Coding region: 64-1581 (505 amino acids)
Biological process (GO): UDP-N-acetylglucosamine biosynthetic process
Molecular function (GO): UDP-N-acetylglucosamine diphosphorylase activity
Source: RefSeq, a predicted model, not a curated record
CUUGUACGACUAGUUUGCGUUGAAGGCACCAGACAGACGGACGUCCCCUGAAGCGCAGCAAUCAUGGACGCAGGCAGAUUGACCCAAAGGCUGGCGGAGUCCGGUCAGUCUCACCUGCUGCGAUUCUGGCCCGAGCUGAGCGCCAAGGAGCAGGCCGAGCUGGCCCGGGACCUGGAGGGCAUGGAGCUCGCAGAGAUAAACAGCUUCUUCAGCAGAGCCAUGGAGACGUCAGGGCGUGGCCAGAGGCAGAGCGUGGAUGCCAGGAUGGAGCCGGUGCCCGCAGAGGCAAUGGGCAGUACUGCCCGAGACCACAAGAGCCUUGCGACCUGGGAAGAGGAGGGCCUCCGGCACAUCUCCCAGAGCAGUGUGGCCGUUCUCUUGCUGGCUGGUGGUCAAGGCACCAGGCUUGGGGUCUCAUACCCCAAAGGCAUGUAUAAUGUCGGACUGCCAUCCCACAAGUCCCUCUUCCAGCUCCAGGCAGAGCGGAUUCUGAAGAUGGAGCAUCUUGCUGGGCAGAAGCACGGAACCAUGUGCUGCAUCCCCUGGUACAUCAUGACCAGUGGGCGGACCAUGGAUGCCACCAAAGAGUUCUUCUCUCAGCACAAAUUCUUUGGCCUGAGCGAGGAAAACGUGGUCUUCUUUCAACAAGGCAUGCUACCAGCCAUGGACUAUAGUGGGAAGAUCAUUCUGGAAGCCAAAGGAAAAAUAUCCAUGUCUCCGGACGGGAACGGGGGCCUCUACAGGGCCCUGGGAACCCAGAAGAUCCUGGAGGACAUGGAGAAGCGGGGCAUCAAGUUCAUCCAUGUGUACUGCGUGGACAACAUCUUGGUGAAGGUGGCUGACCCUGCAUUCAUUGGCUUCUGCGUGCUGAAGGAAGGAGACUGUGGGGCCAAGGUCGUGGAGAGGACCCACCCCGCCGAGCCGGUAGGCGUGGUCUGCAAGGUGGACGGGCACUAUCAGGUGGUGGAGUACAGUGAGAUCACCCAAGCAACAGCAGAGAGACGCGGCACAGACGGGCGGCUGGUGUUCAGCGCAGGGAACAUCGCCAACCACUUCUUCACGCUGGCCUUCCUUAAGGACAUUGUGAACAUUCAUGAACCACAGCUGCAGCACCACAUAGCCCAGAAAAAGAUCCCAUUUGUGGAUGAGCAAGGGCAGCUAAUCGGACCAGACAAACCGAAUGGGAUAAAAAUGGAAAAAUUUGUCUUUGACAUCUUCCAGUUUGCCAAGACUUUCUUGGUGUUUGAGGUUGUGAGGGAGGAUGAAUUCUCGCCCCUGAAGAAUGCUGACAGUCAGGGUGGGAAGGACAACCCCUUCACCACCCGCCAUGCCCUCAUGUCCUUGCACCAGCGCUGGGUCCUCAACGCCGGCGGGAAGUUUGUUGUCAAGAGUGGCAUCCAGCUCUUAGAUGCCACCAGGAGCCUGAAUGGUGCAACCAAUCAGCCAAUUGAAUGUGAGAUCUCUCCACUUGUGUCAUAUGGAGGAGAGGGCUUGGAUGCAAUGGUGCAAGGCCAAGAGUUUUGCCCUCCAUUGGUCAUUGAUGAAAAAGGGGUUCACGGGCCACCGAAAAACAGAGUGUGAAUGCGAAGACAAUGAUGGAGAACUGAACAAACCCUUUAUAUGUACUUUUUAACCCUUUGCCAAAAAAGAUAGAUUGAAGAUUGAAGGAAAGCAGCUAUGUCAAAUAAUUUAUUUUGCUGAGACUUAUUUUUAUAUGUGGCGUUGGCUGAAGUAGACAGUUCACUUCUACACUUGAAAAUGGGCUUGCAGUAAUGGAAUGGUGAUUUUAUUUAAAUGAGAGCCUAAUCACUCACAUAUUUAAUUUACAUUGGAAUGAUUUACAGCACCGAGUCAGCAUGGUCUGUACUUCUUUGUUUCUAAUUUGAAAAUCUUUACUUUCGGUAGUGACAAAGUGGUCUUUGAUUAAACAGAACGGUCACUCUUCCUAGUGAACUUGUUUUAUUUGUUGCAAGAUCCAGGCCUCUUGAAUCAG